CUUCGUAUCUCUCCCGAAGAUGAUUACAGUUUACAUGCAGCAGUACGCGAGUUGAUGCUGUCCUAAUCACACUUUUAUAGCUUAUUUAAAUAUGCUUUUAGACCUGACAAAAAUAUAAAAGUAUUUUUAUGACUAAUUUUUUCCCACCACUAUGCACUCCGCCAUGACACUACCGACCUGUAACGUCAUUACGUGAUUUUGUGUUGUCCGAGUCACAUCUAAAUUCGUUCCUCUUCACAAAAACAUUUUACAAUGGGAAAAAGGAAGCGAUCUGAUAAGGAUAAUAAUGAUACGGUCGAAAAGUUAUACAAAAAAGUGAAAAAACUAGUUAAAAGUCGAAGAAGAAUUUCGUCAUCAACGUCCGAUGAUGAACCGCCGUUAUCACCUGCGCAGUCUUCACAUCUGGAUAUUGUUAGCGAUCUCGAACCUCGAGAUGAGAUCCCAAGUGUUGAGAUGCAAACAGAAACCGACGGAGUAGUAGACGAAAGCGAGGACCUGGACCCAGAUAUUUUGCAACUAUUAGGCUCAGAUCCUACACAAAAUAAAUCUUUUGGAGAUCAUUUACAUAAAGAUAUCGCUACGAGGUGGAAGCACAUCUUAACUAAUGGACUUUCUAAGGAGGAGAAACUCGAUAUUCUAAAACAAUACCUGCCUGCUGAAAAUUGCACCAAUAUGAAAGCACCUUUAUUGAAUCCGGAAAUAAAAUCAGCACUCUCGGAUAAUAAUAUCAAAAGAGAUUCGUACAGCGAACAAAAACAAAAUCAAAUGUCCAGCUGUAUUUCAGCAAUUGGCAAAGCACUUAAUUUAGUCUUGUCACAAAAAGACAACGUCCCUCAAGAAAUCAUAAAAAUACUGAGCGAUGCUGGGCGCCUGCUAUGCGAUACACAUCAUAGGGAAUCUCUUUCUAGAAGAUUUGCUAUCGUGAAUUCCUUAAGCAAGCAAAAACGAGAAAUAAUAAAAAAUACAAAAAUAGAUGAUUAUUUGUUCGGUGCUAACUUGUCUGAAUAUCUAAAAUCAUCCAAGGCCAUAUCAAUGUCUGCCUCAGAGCUUAGAUUUAGCUCAAACACAGCCAAGUCUAAUCAGCCACAGCGCGGGCAACCCAGCACAUCCACAUCUCGUUACCCUGGAUCUUUAAACGCUUGGGGGGCACUGCGUGCACCAGCCGCCGAACCGCGAGUGUACCCCAGCCAAAAUCGGCGCCAGCCACCACCGCCGUCGGCGCCACGAGACCAGCGUCGUGUACCGACGACGAGGAAGACACGGCCGCGGCACAAUUACCCACAAUCUCGACGAAGUUAACAACUCCAUCACAGGUAAUUAAUAAUAUACCCACAGCCGGUAGACUCCGGUACUUUUAUCACGAAUGGCUUCGCAUCACAAACGACAAAACUAUCCUGUCUUGGAUUAAGGGGUACAGGAUUCCAUUCCGUUGUGAUCCAUAUCAGACAAAUAUUCCAAAACCAAAACCCUACACGCUAAUAGAAACGAAGGUUAUUGAUGAGUGUAUUUCUGAAAUGUUAGAAGCAGGUUUUAUUUCUCG
Messenger RNA from Helicoverpa armigera (cotton bollworm), 1540 nucleotides. RefSeq lists its product as uncharacterized. Bases 253 to 1299 code for a protein of 348 amino acids. Lineage: Eukaryota; Metazoa; Arthropoda; Insecta; Lepidoptera; Noctuidae. The record is from RefSeq and is a predicted model, not a curated record. The transcript is spliced from 2 exons.